Orbicella faveolata is the source of this 4412-nucleotide messenger RNA. RefSeq lists its product as uncharacterized. NCBI's taxonomy places the organism in Eukaryota, Metazoa, Cnidaria, Anthozoa, Scleractinia, Merulinidae. The record is from RefSeq and is a predicted model, not a curated record. Gene Ontology annotation, molecular function: protein binding. Gene Ontology annotation, cellular component: plasma membrane.
UCAUCAGUUUUACGCUUAUACUUAGCCCGCAGAACAGGAUUUUCCGUGGUUUUUGGCAAAGUUCCAGUAACAUGCGCGUGAAAGGAGAAGCGAAAAAUAUUGCGUGUACGGCACACAGAGUUGCAUUGUGGUGUGAGCUGAGUGUUGCAAUGUUUGCGUUGAAAAGAUAUAUACAUUUGGCUGGACCUCUAUAAGAAAGAUAUUAAGAGGUCCCUGUAAGACUUUCUACGACAUUGUCAUCCAUAAUUGGACCAUAACCAAAGACGAAUAUAAAAGAAAAAAAUAUCUGCUGGAGUCUUUGUGUGAUCUCGUGAGCUGUCACCCUCUUCCCUGGCGUGAACAAACCAUGACAACCAUCAUGCCUGUCACACAUCACACAACAACGCGAUUUGAGACGUCACGUGACCGAUGUGGUCGCCCGACUUCACGAGAUUUGUUUGGGCUCAGAAAAUAAAGCGAACUGAGGGGAUAAUGGACGCGUAUAUCGGAUACCAUGAGCACAGCCGUCAGAGAUUUCAUACUGCAUGACAUAGAUAUCAGUUGAGAUCGUUCACAAGAGGCUCGGGAUAUGGGAGACAUGUCGACAGAAAGAUCGCCGAGAGGGAGACCAAGGAAAAUUUCCGAGAACGUUCGCGAACUGCACGCUGUACUGACAAGAGUACUCAACAACGAAGAUCGAACGUUUUUAAUUCAAUCACUAAACCAAUAUCAAAGAGAAAAGAAUGUCAACAAUCUUGUGGCAUCUCUCAAGUCAGUCCUCGAUACACCAAGAAAGAGAGAAGUAUACCCACUGUUACGGCAAAUUAUUCCCCAUCAUGACCAAGAAAUUUUCUGUAGACUUUGGGUGCACAGUUUCGAAGCCCGCCAACGUUCGAAGUCACCCGGUCGAUCGCCGGUGAGUCUACGCAGGAUUCCCACCUCAUCGAGUCUUCCGGACAAUCUUCAUAGGCACGCAUCGGAUUCAGGGAUAGAUCUUCCAAAUUUAACGCAAUACCCUUCUUCGCGGGACGUGAAGUAUCCCAUCAAGCGAAUAACCGUAAAGCGGCCUUCAAGCGCUGGAUUUGGCUUUUGCAUUCGCGGAGGAGCCGAACAUGGCGUUGGUUUGUAUGUGUCCUCCGUGGACGAGAACUCCGUUGCUGAAAGGGAAGGCCUUUUACCCGGAGAUCAUAUCUUUCAAGUUAAUGGGACCAAAUUUGACGGACUUACACACGCGCAAGCUGUCAAGAUUAUUCAAACCAGCAAGAAGCUCAAUCUAAUUGUGCGCUCAGUAGGCCGUGUUCCAGUAAGCUUUGUUGCUGAGGCAACUUGCAAAUGGGUGGACAUGAGAGGUCGAAGAGCAUCGCCACCCCCUGGAGUGGACUCAAAUGGACGCAUCUUGACUGCUGAUGGCAUACAUAAAAGUGAUUUAAGACUAUUAGGAGAUGACGAUGAAAGAAAGGUGAACAUAUUUGUAGAAGAUGGCACAAAGCUGGGUCUGAUGAUUCGUGGUGGCUCUGAAUAUGGACUAGGAAUCUAUAUAGCAGGAGUAGACCCUGAUGGUAUGGCUGAGGAAGCAGGACUCAAGGCUGGUGAUCAAAUCUUGGAUGUAAAUGGGCUAAGUUUUCUAAACAUCAGUCAUAAAAAGGCAGUGAAGGUGUUAAAAUCUACCAAGAACAUGAUAUUAACCCUGAAAGACAUUGGCAGGCUGCCAUUCACCAGGGUCACUCAUGACAAAACAAAAUGGAUUGCAAAAUCAGCUAAAAAUGGACAAAUACAACGCAGUGUUCCUGAAGUCACUCAUAUUACAGAAGUUGAUGUGCAUACACUCUCUGGCUCUGCCCUACAAGGCCAACCAUCUCUAUCUAAUAGGCGGCAUACAACAACAGGAAGAAUGGGACCUGAAGCUGAAACAGAGCCUUCCAUGUUUCAUCAUGGCAUUGCAGGAUCUCAAGUACUCUAUAAUGGCGGCCUCCCUUCUCAAAAGAACUUAAUAACAGAACAAGCUCGGCAAAUCCUUAAUGAUAAUGAGCUAGGAACCUUGAAGUACUACUUGGAUGAGUAUUGCAAGGGUUUCAUCAACAUCAAUGCUUUUGUGCUGGCCUUGUUUGAUCUGCUAGACACACCAGCCAAGAUGUCAUUAACGUUCGAAAUACGAGGUUCUGUGGCACCUAGAGAUAUUGAUCAAUUUGACGACUUAGUCCUCAAAAAAGAAAUAGAAGUUAUGAAGAGCUGUCAGUUUUUUGGAAACCAUAUGGCAGAUGAUAGGCAGUCCAUUCACUCAUAUGCAAGCAGUGUCUCAAGUUAUUCUGGAAGGGGAUCUUCCUCAAGCCGAAGUUCAGCAAGAGGAUCCCUGAAUGGUGCUGGCUCACGUCCAAUUACUCCCCCACAAGUGCCUGAAGUUUUGCCUCCAAACGUGAAAGUCGACUAUGACGUUGCAUCCCCUCCUUCAGAAUAUGAUGUUUAUGAGGCGACACUCACGUUCAAAGACGACCAGGAAGAGACUUUUGACGACGGAGAGUUUGAGGGACUACCUGAUUUGCUUACUAUCAACCCGAUGUCGUUGGACCUUUCUCCAGCUGAGGGAUUUUCAGUCUCUUCGCCUCUCUACGUCCCAACUCCUCCCGCGACCUCCUCGCCAAUGAAUGAACCCCAAGAACAAGAAUCACCAAGGAGGACGAAAGGAGAGUCAACAGCAAGUCUGCAAGUAGGAGACAAUACGAGAAAGCAAAACUCAGGUGCUGAGGCUGACGAGUUUUCGAGAAAGGGAGUGAAGUCCUCCGGCAGUCACACCUAUGUUAACACAGAUGUGCAGUCUUUAGGGAAACGGCCUCCUUCAUCUGAGUCACUUCAGCGGGACAAGAGUUCAUCUGCUGAUGUUCAUCCGUCGAAGAAAAAAUCCGAGAAACCACAAUCACCGCCGAAUCCAUCUAUUUUUCCAAGUACAUUCCAGGGCAGUGUGAUGGAUACAGAAGUUGGGCGGCCUUAUACAGCAUUGUAUGAACCAACACAACCAAGUAGCAGUACGAGCAGCUCGCCGCGAAAUCACGUGAUCACGCAAAGUGAUGCUCAACCCAAACACGACGAAGGGAAACAAGAUGUCGUCAGUGCAAUACUAGAUGACGACUUGAGACCAGAGGUGGCGAGAUUACCAGGGAGGAAAAGGGUAGCAUCCUGGGGCACACAACAGGACGAAAAUGGACCUCUCACCAACGGGGAUCACACUGAUGGCGUUUCAAGCUCGAGGGGGUCGGAAAGCGCGGCUAGAGGUAGCAGCGCGAUCGAGCACAACAAGGUUAAUCUGCCGCACAACCAAUUCUCUGACGUCAGCAGCGAGUCGUCGUCGCGCAGUGAAAGUCUUCGAAGUUCUGUGACGAAGAACAGGAAGAGUUGGGACGGUGUGCGAUAUCCUGGCGAGUCUGAAGAAGACCAGAAGGUCUCCCGUCUGGAAAGGCCACAAGAUAACAAGGAACGGAGCUGUAGUGAUAGCAACUUGAUGAACCUGCCUAAAGAGCAGCAAAAAGUAAUACAGGCGAAACACAAAGCAAGUCAAGAACUCUAUGAACUUCACCAACAAAGUAAAACUAAGGGCAAUCCUUCAUAUCAAAUCGAAGCCACUACCUCGGAAACCAGAGAUCGCUUGCAGACAUCCCCCAAGACGAAUGGGGUCGGUGAGUCGGUGUUUGUUGUGGAGGUUAAUAAAUCGUCAGGCAGUUUAGGUCUUACACUGGAAGGCGGCUCUGAUACGGGAGGCGACGUAAAAAUCAAAUCAAUCAAGGAAGGUAAUUUCGCUGCCUGGAAGUGUGGGAUGUUAAAAGCAGGUCAGAUUCUACUUCAAGUGGACGACAUCCCACUUCGGGGUAUGACCAGCGGCAUAGCGGUCCUCACCUUGAGACAUGCGUACUCCAGCCCGGACUCAGCAGUACUCAGGCUGCUUGUUCGAGACGUUUAAAUGUGUAGUCAUUUUGAACAACUAGGUUUCUUUCAAAUUUGCUGUGAGCCAUUUGUAGUAUAGAGCCAAGCUCAAACGUCUUGCACUGUGCAUAUAAAAUUUUCAAAUGAAGACAUACGUUUUUACCAUAGCAAAAUAUGCAUUCAAAUGCUGUUUAAACCAGUCGGUGUGUGAAUAAGUUAAAUCUGUUGUGAUAUACCCUAGGAAAAUUAAGUAUAUUUAAUAUAUUUUUCCAACUUCAUUGGCCUCGCCCCGUGUACAUUCAAAUGUCGAGAAGUUUUCUUUCUUCGUGACAAGUGUUGUCAUUUGAGAUAUGACUCGUCUUUAUAUCUCUCUUGUGGGAGAUGAGACCAGGACGCGAAGGGCAGCUGGAGAUUAUUCCAAGUUCAUUUUCUUACUGUUCAUUUGACACCACGGAAGGCAAGCAAAAUUUUGUGAACGAAUUUAUUCCAAACAAACAUAAAUAAAAGUUCUGAAGACAUGA